AUGAAACGUUCUUUCCUUUUUUCUUUUCAUGCUUCCGACAUCACUGAUAUUUUCUUUCUUUCCUUCCUUUCUAUUACGUCUUUCAUUGGUUCGCUCCUAAUACGUUUUCCUUUCUUUUCUCUUCCUCCUGUUACGUCUUUCAUUCAUUUUUAUUACGUCUUUCUUCCUUUUCCUUUCAUUCCUAUUACGUCUUUCUUUUCUUUUAUUUCUUUCAAUGAAUUUUUCCUUUUUCAUAUUUUUCGUGCAUUCUUUUUUUUCUGUCUCCAUUUCUUUCGUUCUUUCUUGCUUUUUAUUUUUAUUUCUUUGCACUGUCGUACCCCACCUUUCUUUCAUUUCUCCUCUGAUAACUCUUUCCAUUCAUCCUUGAAUCUCGUCUAUGACCUUUUUAUUUAUCUAUCUCUCCUUCUCCGCUUUUCACCCUCUUUCUGUUACUUAACUUUUCUUUCUUCCCCUCCCGCCACUUUUUCCUUCUCGUACUUUCAGCCAUUAUCUAUUACGUGCUCCUUGCCCUUCUUUCCCUCUUCCAUCUGUUCUGUUACCUGCUCCUUGCCCUUCUUUCCCUCCUCCAUCUGUUCUGUUACCUGCUCCUUGCCCUUCUUUCCCUCCUCCAUCUGUUCUGUUACCUGCUCCUUGCCCUUCUUUCCCUCCUCCAUCUGUUCUGUUACCUGCUCCUUGCUCUUUUUCUAUUACAUAUUCCUUGCUCUUUAUUCCCCAACUCUUAUUCUAUCCCGUGUUCCUUGCUCUUCUUUCCCCCCUCAAUCUCUUCUACUCUAUUUUCCCUUAUUUCUCCUAUCUUUUCAUCUCCGCCUAUUACUUUUCUCUUGUCUUCCAUUAUUAACACCUUCCCUCCUUUUAUUAUUCUUUCUCCUUUUUCCCUCUUCUCCCACUAGCACUCCUUUUUCUUCUUUCCUCUUUAUCACUUCCAUCCUUUCCCAACCUAUCUCUUCAGGUUCUAUUAUAUUUCACCCUAUUUUCUUCCUCAAUCUCUUUUCCUCUUAUUACUUAUUCAUUUCUCUUUUUUCCAUCUAUGCUUCCUUUUCUUUCCCUGUCUUUCUAAGUCCAUCUUUCUUUUUUCUCUUACUCCCCACUUUCCGAACUAUCCUUUCUUUAUCUUUUACUCCAUCUCUUGUUAAUUCUUUCCCUUUCUUUUCUUCCCAUCUUUUCUAUUCUUUCUUCCUUCUCUUCAUUUUUAAUCCUUCUUUACAUCUUAUUUUUCAACUUCUAUUCCUAUUUUCUUUCCUUCCUUCCCCUCCGUCUCAUCUCAAUUUCCUGGUUUCUUCUUCUACUACUACUACUACUCCUCCUCCUCCCCUCUCUCCUUCAUUAUCCAUCUAUCACCUCUUCCAUCCUUCGACAUUUUUUUCCUUUAUUCCCUUCUGUUCCCAUCCAUCUAUCUAUCGAAGUCUGUUCCCAUCCAUCUAUCUAUCGAAGUCUGUUCCCAUCCAUCUAUCUAUCGAAGUCUGUUCCCAUCCAUCUAUCUAUCGAAGUCUGUUCCCAUCCAUCUAUCUAUCUAUCGAAGUCUGUUCCCAUCUAUCUAUCUAUCUAUCGAAGUCUGUUCCCAUCUAUCUAUCUUUAUAA
This is a messenger RNA of Acanthosepion pharaonis, 1578 nucleotides long. Lineage: Eukaryota; Metazoa; Mollusca; Cephalopoda; Sepiida; Sepiidae. The record is from the annotation of a GenBank genome assembly.